AUGAUACUGGAAACCCUGAAUCUGAUGCAUUACAAUAUCACCAGCGUGGUGCCAGAAGUGAUGCCAACUGCCACCGUGCCCAUACUCCUCCUCAUGUGCUUUCUUUUCCUAAUCUGGAAUUUUGAAGAAACAUCAUCAAUACCAGGGCCUGGUUUCUGUAUGGGAAUUGGUCCCCUCAUUUCACAUGGGAGAUUCCUUUGGAUGGGAGUGGGCAAAGCCUGCAACUAUUACAAUAAGAUGUAUGGAGAAUUUAUGAGAGUCUGGAUCAGUGGAGAGGAAACACUCAUUAUUAGCAAAUCCUCCAGUAUCUUCCAUGUAAUGAAACAUGGGCAAUAUAUCUGUAGAUUUGGAAGCAAGCUUGGGUUACAGUGCAUUGGCAUGCAUGAAAAUGGUAUUAUAUUUAAUAAUAACCCAGCACUCUGGAAAGAAAUUCGACCUUUUUUCACCAAAGCUUUGUCUGGUCCAGGUCUCAUGCGUAUGAUAGCAAUUUGUGUUGAAUCAACGAAAGACCAUCUGGACAGAUUGAAGGAUGUGACUGCUGGACUGGGAAACAUCAAUGUGCUGAAUUUUAUGAGACAGAUCACACUGGACACUUCUAACACACUCUUUCUAGGGAUCCCUUUGGAUGAAAAUGCCAUUGUGCUUAAAAUUCAGAACUACUUUGAUGCUUGGCAAGCACUUUUGCUGAAACCUGACAUCUUCUUUAAGAUUUCUUGGCUGUACAAGAAAUAUGAAAAGUCAGCGAAGGAUUUGAAAGAAGCAAUUGAAGUCUUAAUAGAACAGAAACGACAGAGACUUUCCACUGUUGAAAAAUUGGAAGAGCACAUGGACUUUGCAUCACAACUGAUUUUUGCACAGAGCCGUGGAGAACUGACUGGUGAGAAUGUGAACCAGUGUGUGUUGGAGAUGAUGAUAGCUGCACCUGACACACUGUCUGUGACUCUCUUCUUCAUGCUAGUACUGAUUGCAGAGCACCCUAAAGUGGAAGAGGAUAUGAUGAAGGAAAUCCAAGCUGUUAUAGGUGACAGAGACGUACAGAGCAAUGACAUGUCGAACUUAAAGGUUGUGGAGAAUUUUAUUAAUGAGAGUAUGAGAUACCAGCCAGUUGUGGAUUUGGUCAUGCGCAAGGCUUUACAAGAUGAUGUAAUUGAUGGCUAUCCUGUGAAAAGGGGGACAAACAUCAUUCUGAACAUCGGACGUAUGCAUAAGCUUGAAUUCUUCCCAAAGCCUAAUGAGUUUUCUCUCGAAAAUUUUGAGAAGAAUGUUCCUUCUCGCUACUUUCAGCCAUUUGGAUUUGGCCCUCGUGGCUGUGCCGGAAAGUUUAUUGCCAUGGUAAUGAUGAAGGCAAUCCUGGUGACUCUUCUGAGACGGUAUAGAGUACAGACACCAAAAGGAAGAGGCCUUAAGAACAUCCAGAAAAGCAAUGACUUAUCCAUGCACCCGAAUGAAAGUCAGCCCUUCUUGGAGAUGUUUUUCAUGCCAAGAAGAAACAUAGACAAGUGUCAGGAUGACUAA
Messenger RNA from Emys orbicularis (European pond turtle), 1515 nucleotides. RefSeq names its product aromatase. NCBI's taxonomy places the organism in Eukaryota, Metazoa, Chordata, Testudines, Emydidae. Gene Ontology annotation, biological process: female gonad development; response to estradiol. Gene Ontology annotation, cellular component: endoplasmic reticulum. The record is from RefSeq and is a predicted model, not a curated record. Gene Ontology annotation, molecular function: iron ion binding; heme binding; aromatase activity. Bases 1 to 1515 code for a protein of 504 amino acids. The transcript is spliced from 9 exons.